GAGGAGGUCAGGCGCUGUCUUUCCUUCCCUCCCUGUUCGGCGGCUCCUCCACACUUGGAACCUGCAGGGACCGGGCGAACACCACCCUCUGGAGAAGGCAAGGUUCCGUGGCCAAACCCAUCACUGACGCCCCAGCCCAAGCACCCCGCCAACCCCCACCCCUACCAUGGCUGAAGACGCGGACAUGCGCAAUGAGCUGGAGGAGAUGCAGCGAAGGGCUGACCAGCUGGCUGAUGAGUCACUGGAAAGCACCCGUCGUAUGCUACAACUGGUUGAAGAGAGUAAAGAUGCUGGUAUCAGGACUUUGGUUAUGUUGGAUGAACAAGGAGAACAACUCGAUCGUGUCGAAGAAGGCAUGAACCAUAUCAACCAAGACAUGAAGGAGGCUGAGAAAAAUUUAAAAGAUUUAGGGAAAUGCUGUGGCCUUUUCAUAUGUCCUUGUAACAAGCUUAAAUCAAGCGAUGCUUACAAAAAAGCCUGGGGCAAUAAUCAGGAUGGAGUUGUGGCCAGCCAGCCUGCUCGUGUGGUGGAUGAAAGGGAGCAGAUGGCCAUCAGUGGUGGCUUCAUCCGCAGAGUAACAAAUGAUGCCCGAGAAAAUGAAAUGGAUGAAAACCUGGAGCAGGUGAGCGGCAUCAUUGGAAACCUCCGUCACAUGGCCCUGGAUAUGGGCAAUGAGAUCGAUACACAGAACCGCCAGAUCGACAGGAUCAUGGAGAAGGCUGAUUCCAACAAAACCAGAAUUGAUGAGGCCAACCAACGUGCAACAAAGAUGCUGGGUAGUGGUUAAAUGUGCCCACCUGUGUCCUCUUCCAAAUGCUGUCGGGCAAGAUGGCACCUUCAUGCUUUUCUCAUGGUAUUACCUAGUAGGUCUGCACACAUGCACACAUCAAUCCGCCCCCAUUGUGAAUGUUGUCUUGUGUCAUCCAUCAGCCCAACAAUACUAUGUCUUUUGUUCUUUCUGGGUCUCUUUCUUUCCAAAGGCUGUAUAUAGUGGUCAUUUGGUGGCUCUAACUCCCUACAUAAGAUGUCCUGGGUUUCAUUUUUUCCUUUUCUCUCCUCAGUGGCUUUUACUGAAUGACAACGAU
This is a messenger RNA of Eubalaena glacialis (North Atlantic right whale), 1085 nucleotides long. It is a transcript of the gene SNAP25, whose product is annotated as synaptosome associated protein 25. The record is from RefSeq and is a predicted model, not a curated record. Lineage: Eukaryota; Metazoa; Chordata; Mammalia; Artiodactyla; Balaenidae. Gene Ontology annotation, cellular component: plasma membrane; synaptobrevin 2-SNAP-25-syntaxin-1a-complexin I complex. The coding region runs from base 167 to 787 and encodes 206 amino acids. Gene Ontology annotation, biological process: synaptic vesicle fusion to presynaptic active zone membrane; exocytosis; synaptic vesicle priming. Gene Ontology annotation, molecular function: syntaxin-1 binding; SNAP receptor activity; voltage-gated potassium channel activity. The transcript has 8 exons.